This is a messenger RNA of Alexandromys fortis (reed vole), 3887 nucleotides long. RefSeq names its product ribosomal protein S6 kinase A6 (gene Rps6ka6). The record is from RefSeq and is a predicted model, not a curated record. NCBI's taxonomy places the organism in Eukaryota, Metazoa, Chordata, Mammalia, Rodentia, Cricetidae. Gene Ontology annotation, biological process: peptidyl-serine phosphorylation; intracellular signal transduction. The transcript has 28 exons. Gene Ontology annotation, molecular function: magnesium ion binding; ATP binding; protein serine/threonine kinase activity. The coding region runs from base 435 to 3143 and encodes 902 amino acids.
AUAGCUAUAUGCAAAAGGCUUUGGACACUUUUUUUUAAGCACCACCUCUUUAAAAGCCUUCUAAAGCGAAAGCGCCCGUGAAACGGGCCCUGCACUUCAUGAAGGGAGUCUUUUGUAUGAACAACAAGACCUCCAGUGGAUCCUGACAGUGCUGGAGUCAGAGUUAGGACCUUGUCCAUUCUGAGAAAGCACUCUACCAACUGAGUGAGAUAUACUCAGGCCAAUUCUCAGGUUCUUCCAGUACUUCUGUGAGGUGGUUAGAUCUGGAGCUAGAGGUAAAGAAACUUGCAAGAUCACCAAGUGGCAGACGUGGAACUCCAAAACCAGGGCUCCUGCUUCUUGGUCCUGUGCGCUUGAACUGCAGCAGGCUGGCAGCCUCUGGAUGAAUGUGAAGGACCAGCUUCUCUGUGAUUGUACUACACCGACUUUGAGGCAUGAUGAAUUCUAGAAGGACACGACGUAGAACAUCUGGCCGUAGGGUCAACUCUAACUUGAGCCUGUGUUGUUGCCUUCCAUUGUUUGAAUGUCGUCGACGAUCCAAAAAUCAGCGGUCGGCGGACACCCCGCUCUCCCAGCUCCUGAGAUAUCCGCCGGUGACGAGGUCAGCGGUCACUGAAUACGGGGCUCGGAGUCUCUUCCGAGGCGGCAGCGAGGACGCUCAGCAGGCGGGAUGUGUGCUGGUGCUGGAGACGGGCAGCUCCUGUUCGAGUGCUCCUGAAGAGGCGAUGCUACCAUUCGCUGCUCCGGAGGAUCCCUGGGACGACCAAGAAAUGGAGGUGUUCGGCAGCAGCGGCGGGGCGUGCGGCGGCGAGCCACAGGAUAUGUUUGCCCCGAAGAUGGCUGAAGUUAUACAAGAACAUGAACAGGAAGAGGUGGAGGACAUGGGGGAUUAUCUCAGACUUUGUAAGACAACAGAGGUUGUACAAGAACAUGAACCUGAAGAGGUAAAUGAUCUUAAAAUGGUUGAUGAGCCAAUGGAAGAGGGAGAACCAGAAUCUAGCCUGGAUGAAGAUGUUAAAGAAAUCCCUAUUACACAUCAUGUGAAAGAAGGAUAUGAGAAAGCAGAUCCUGCACAGUUUGACCUGCUCAAGGUUCUUGGUCAGGGGUCUUUUGGAAAGGUUUUUCUUGUUAGAAAGAAGACUGGUCCUGAUGCUGGGCAGCUCUAUGCAAUGAAGGUGUUAAGAAAAGCUUGCUUAAAAGUUCGAGACCGCGUUCGCACAAAGAUGGAGAGGGAUAUUCUGGUGGAAGUAAAUCAUCCAUUUAUCGUCAAACUACACUAUGCCUUUCAGACUGAGGGAAAGCUGUAUUUAAUCUUGGAUUUCCUCAGAGGAGGAGAUGUCUUCACAAGAUUAUCCAAAGAGGUUCUUUUUACAGAGGAAGAUGUGAAAUUCUACCUUGCCGAAUUGGCCCUGGCUUUGGAUCAUCUGCAUCGAUUAGGAAUUGUGUAUAGAGACCUGAAACCAGAGAACAUCUUGCUUGAUGAAAUAGGACAUAUCAAGUUAACAGAUUUUGGGCUUAGCAAAGAGUCAGUGGAUCAAGAAAAGAAGGCAUACUCAUUUUGUGGCACCGUCGAAUAUAUGGCUCCUGAAGUAGUAAACAGAAGAGGCCAUUCUCAGAGUGCUGAUUGGUGGUCAUAUGGUGUACUUAUGUUUGAAAUGCUUACCGGCACUUUGCCGUUUCAAGGUAAAGACAGAAAUGAGACCAUGAAUAUGAUACUGAAAGCAAAACUUGGAAUGCCUCAAUUUCUUAGUGCUGAAGCACAAAGUCUUUUGAGGAUGUUAUUCAAAAGGAAUCCAGCAAAUAGAUUGGGAUCAGAAGGAGUUGAAGAAGUCAAAAGACAUGCUUUUUUUGCAUCUAUUGACUGGAAUAAACUAUAUAAAAGAGAAGUUCAGCCUCCUUUCCGACCUGCUUCUGGAAAACCAGAUGAUACUUUUUGUUUUGAUCCUGAAUUUACUGCCAAAACACCUAAAGAUUCUCCUGGUUUGCCAGCCAGUGCAAAUGCUCAUCAGCUCUUCAAAGGAUUCAGCUUUGUUGCAACUUCUAUUGCAGAAGAAUAUAAAAUCACUCCUGUUACAAGUGCAAAUGUAUUACCAGUCGUCCAGAUGAAUGGAAAUGCUGCUCAAUUUAGUGAAGUCUAUGAAUUGAAAGAAGAUAUUGGUGUUGGUUCUUACUCUGUUUGCAAGCGAUGCAUACAUUCAGGUUCCAACAUGGAAUUUGCAGUAAAGAUCAUUGAUAAAAAUAAACGAGAUCCCUCCGAAGAAAUUGACAUUCUUAUGCGUUAUGGACAACAUCCCAACAUUAUCACUUUAAAGGAUGUCUUUGAUGAUGGGAGAUAUGUUUACCUUGUUACGGAUUUGAUGAAAGGAGGAGAACUACUAGAUCGUAUUCUCAAAAAAAAGUGUUUCUCAGAACAGGAAGCUAGUGAUGUGCUGUAUGUAAUAACAAAGACAGUUGAAUAUCUUCAUUGUCAAGGAGUUGUUCAUCGUGAUCUUAAGCCCAGUAAUAUUUUGUACAUGGAUGAAUCAGCCAAUGCAGAUUCAAUUAAGAUCUGUGAUUUUGGGUUUGCAAAACAGCUUCGAGGAGAAAAUGGACUUCUGUUAACUCCGUGCUACACUGCAAACUUUGUAGCACCUGAGGUUCUCACUCAACAGGGAUAUGAUGCUGCUUGUGAUAUUUGGAGUUUAGGAGUCCUAUUUUACACUAUGUUGGCUGGCUACACUCCAUUUUCCAAUGGACCCAAUGAUACUCCUGAAGAAAUACUCCUGCGUAUAGGCAAUGGGAAGUUCUCUUUGAGUGGUGGAAACUGGGACAAUAUUUCAGAUGGAGCUAAGGAUUUGCUUUCUCAUAUGCUUCAUAUGGACCCACGUCAGCGUUAUACUGCUGAACAAGUAUUAAAACACUCUUGGAUAACCCAGAGAGAACAGUUGCCGAGGGAUCAGCCAAAGACAAAUGAUGCAUCACAUGUUGUUACGGAAGCAGUGGUUGCAACAUAUUCUGCCUUGACUCCCAAGUCCUUCCAACCAAUUCUAGAGCCUGUUGCUGCUUCAAGUUUAGCUCAGAGACGGAGCAUGAAAAAGCGAACAUCCACUGGCUUAUUGGUGCCUAGCCCAACUGUUACCAGAGAGGCUUCAUCCAGCAACUGAUGGAAACAGAUGCAGACCCACAACCAAACAUUAGGUGGACCUCGGGGAAUCCUGCUGAAGAGGGGGAGGAAGUAUUGUAGAGGCCAGAGGUGUCAAGGACACCACAAGAAUAUCCACAGAAUCAACUAACCUGUUCUCAUAGGACCUCACAGAGACUGAACCGACAACAAGGAAACCUGCAUGGGACUGACCCAGACCCUCAGCAUAUAUGUUAGAAUUGUGUAUCUUGGUCUUCUUGUGGGACUCGUAACAAUAGGAGCAGAGGCUUUCUCUGACUCUUUUGCCAGCUUUUAGGAUCCUUUCCCUCAUAUUUGGUUUCCUUGGCCAGCCUUAAUGGGAGGGGAGGUGCACUGCAACUUUAUAUGCCAUGUUUGGUUUAUAUUCAUGGGAGCCCUGUCUUUUUCUGAACAGGAACAGGAGUCUAUGGGGAAGGCAGAAGGGAGAUGGGGGGAGGGACUGGGAGGAGAGGAAUGAGGGGAAACUGUUCAAGUUGUGAAAAAUAAAUGCCUAUUAAAAGAAAAGAAAAUAAUCGUAAAUCUAAUAGUGUUUAAAGAAAAUAAUCGUAAAUUCUAAUAGUGUUUAAUAGUUUAAGAACACAAAAGGUAAAAUGUGCCAAUUUAAUGAGCAGAUUGUCAAUGUUGAUUUAGAAACGUCAAUCAUAUACAUUGUCUAUACUAUAAAGAAUUUACUUCAGAUACAAUGGUAUAUGUUAGUGUAAGUUGAAAAUAAAAGAUUGGAAAUAUA